Molecule: messenger RNA, 951 nt
Organism: Octodon degus (degu)
Lineage: Eukaryota; Metazoa; Chordata; Mammalia; Rodentia; Octodontidae
Product: olfactory receptor 2AG1-like
Exons: 1
Coding region: 1-951 (316 amino acids)
Biological process (GO): G protein-coupled receptor signaling pathway
Cellular component (GO): membrane
Molecular function (GO): olfactory receptor activity; G protein-coupled receptor activity
Source: RefSeq, a predicted model, not a curated record
AUGGAGGUCUGGAACUCCACUUUAGGAAGUGGCUUCAUCUUAGUGGGGAUACUGAGUGACAGUGGGUCCCCUGAACUGCUCGGUGUCACAAUUGCAGUCCUGUACAUAUUGGCCCUGAUCAGCAAUGGACUGCUGAUCCUAGUCAUCACAAUGGAUAUCCGACUCCACGUGCCCAUGUAUCUCCUGCUUGGGCAACUCUCGCUCAUGGACAUGCUGCUUACAUCAGUUGUCACUCCGAAGGCUCUCAUGGAGUUUCUUCACAGAGAAAACAGCAUCUCCUUUGGAGGCUGUGCCCUUCAGAUGUUUCUGGAGCUGACACUGGGUGGAGCAGAGGACCUCCUUCUAGCUUUUAUGGGCUUUGAUAGGUAUGUGGCCAUUUGUCAUCCUCUGAACUACAUGAUCUUCAUGAGGCCUAGAGUCUGCUGGUUCAUGGUGGCCUCAUCCUGGAUCCUUGCAUUCCUAUGUGCUCUGCCAUAUAGUGUAUAUACCAUGCACUAUCCCUUCUGCAAAUCCCGGAAGGUCAGACACCUAUUCUGUGAAACUUUUCCUUUGCUGAAGCUGGCCUGUGCAGAUACAUCCAGAUAUGAGCUCAUGGUUUAUGUGAUUGGAGCAGCCUUCCUAAUUCCCCCUCUUGUUGCCAUUGUUGCCUCCUACACAUUAAUUCUCAUCACUGUGCUGCAAAUGCCCUCAAAGGAGGGGAGGAAGAAAGCACUUCUCACCUGCUCCUCCCACCUGACUGUGGUAGGGAUGUAUUACGGGGAGGCUACAUUCAUAUAUGUUCUACCCAGUUCCUUCCACAAUCCCAAACAGGACAACAUCACCUCUGCCUUCUACACAAUUGUUACCCCAGCCUUGAAUCCCCUCAUUUACAGCCUGAGGAAUAAGGAGAUCUUGGGGGCCUUGAGGAGGAUCCUGGGAAAAUAUAUGGUACAAAUACACCCUACCCUCUAG